UUUUGUACGCUGAAUUUUGACUUUCAGGCAGAGCUCUUUUUAAAGUCUUAAACAAAUUUUGUAUUUUUGAUAUUGGACUGGCAGUCAUGAUUGUUGUUUCACCGAUUUUUACACUUUUAAACGUUAUUUGGGGAUAUUUAUUGUCUUGGUUGAGUUCCUCUUGUGGUUCUGUACAACUGGAAUGGCUGAAGUGCUGCCUGAAAAACUAAAUUCGGAGAAUAAAGUGCCCCUCUCUGCCUUGCAGCCAGCCUUCAAAUUUUCCCCGCCUUCACCCUAAAUGCUUUGCUGCUUUUCCGUUUCACUUGGCGUGAAUAUGGCGGCAAAGGAGACUGUAAACAGUUACCAAGUGCGUAUUGAAUCUGUCGUGAACGGCUGGCUAGUGGAUUAUUACUUCUUUUUGGCGGUAGAGUUCUUUAAAAAUGAACAAUACGAGGAUUUCUGUGCCAUCAUAGAUAUACUCGACUGUAUUAUGGCUCGUCCUUUGGAGUCCACGGAUGACAUCGCAAUGAAAUUUCGAGUGUUGCAGUUUAUCUCCCGGAUAAAUGAGGGUGAAAACCUUGGUGUUUCAUUUGAGAUGGAUGUGCCAUCAACUCCUCUGGAAUCCGCCUUAAUGUUACUGGAAAAAAUAAGCCAGGAGUUCAGUAUCCCGCAGCAGGAGUAUGAAAAGGUGUCCACUUCUCUUAAAGACAUGAUCGUGGGGAUUUUCAUCAAAAACAGUAAGUUUGAGAAAGCAGAAGAGGUGCUGAUGAAACACUUUCCUCCCAAAAAUAUUGGAAAGAGAGCAAUAUUCAUGGGUCUCAUCAGGAAAAAGAAAAAGAUUCAUGACGUCAUUGAGCAAAUCAACUUUCAGCAGUUCAAGGAGGAGAUGAUUGGGUUUUGCCUGAGGAUCUGCCACUUCAGCCUUCCUCUUCUUCAUAAGGCUGCAAAACAUCUCAUUGAUAAAACCCUUGUGGAUCAAGAGAGCACAGCAACUGAAAGUGAUGAACAAGCUGAACCUCGGCCAUGCUCUAGUUCACAAAUAGCCACUGUCCAGUUUGUACCAUGUACACAUUCACUUAUCCAUAAGACCAGGCUAGAAGCGGCCUACAAAUCCCUGGCUACAGGUUUAAAUAAAAGAACAUUUGCUCAGUUGGAGGAAGAAGUAGACAGAGAGGAGCUGGAAAGAGAAAAUCUUUGCGAACAGCUUUCCAUGACAUCAGAGAGGUGCAACAGUCUGGACUUGGAGGAACGGUUAUUUCAGAGAGACUCAGGAGGCCCCAUGGAAGCUUCACCAGCAGACCAACCACCACGAGUAAAUGCUGUUCCACAUAGUCAGGCAGAUUUACGCUUAAAAAAUCCCAUUGUACUGUGUAAACGAGAGAAUUACACUGUGUCUCGGCUGGUGGUGGAACCAGAUAGUCAGGCAAGUUCACGCUGCACAACCGCUUUACAGGAACUGGAACCUGAGGUCAGAAGGAAAAAGGCACCACAGAGACUAUCUGCAUCUAAUGAAAAAGACCGUCAGUGUCGGGGAGCAGACAAAAAAGGUGCCACGCCCACCCGAAAGAGCCGCAUUCAGGCAAACAGAACUCACACCAGGAAUCAGGAUGGUAUGGAUGUCAGCCGUACCACAGCCUCUUCAGUGGAGAGCUCACCAAGUCAGUCACCUUCUCAGCCUGUCCGACAAACAACCUCCACUCCUCACAAGGACUCUGGUCAAAACAAAAGUGCUCGUCUUUUAAAAUGGAACCAACUGUACCAUGAUGCAAAGGAGAGCAAGGGUGACAAAGAGUCGUAUGUUACUCCUAACAAGAGCAGCUCAGACAUGAGCACCAUUUCAAAUUCAGGCCAAAGGAAAAGGAAAUGGACAGAGAGUGAGACGCAGAAGUUAAAAGACGGGGUCAAAAAAUUUGGAGAGGGCAACUGGUGUAAGAUCAAGGAAUACUACGGCUUCAAAGAUCGAACAAAUGUCAACCUGAAGGACAGGUGGAGAACAAUGAAAAAGUCAAAUAUCAUCUGACUCACCAAAGCAUAUGUCAUUUUAUCCCAUCUCCAUUUAUUUAUUUUUGUUUCUUAAGCAAGUUAUUGAUAAUUUUAAAAAAAAAGUUUAUAGAUUUAGUAAAUGUUCAGUGUUCAUGGUUCAAAUAUUGUUUCAUUUUGAGGAAGGGAUAAAAGAAAUACUGCAGUGCAGUAAUAGUGAAUAUUGAAUAUGAAUAUAUACAUUACUGUUGUUCUGGAAGUUUUUCCACUUAAAUAAAGCCUGCAGAUGAGCAGUGA
Messenger RNA from Oreochromis aureus, 2256 nucleotides. Its product is annotated as telomeric repeat-binding factor 2. The record is from RefSeq and is a predicted model, not a curated record. Gene Ontology annotation, biological process: telomeric loop formation; negative regulation of telomeric D-loop disassembly; protection from non-homologous end joining at telomere. The coding region runs from base 278 to 1999 and encodes 573 amino acids. Lineage: Eukaryota; Metazoa; Chordata; Actinopteri; Cichliformes; Cichlidae. The transcript is spliced from 11 exons. Gene Ontology annotation, molecular function: protein homodimerization activity; telomerase activity; G-rich strand telomeric DNA binding. Gene Ontology annotation, cellular component: shelterin complex; nucleus; chromosome, telomeric region.